Messenger RNA from Styela clava, 3840 nucleotides. Its product is annotated as phosphatidylinositol 4,5-bisphosphate 3-kinase catalytic subunit gamma isoform-like. Gene Ontology annotation, cellular component: phosphatidylinositol 3-kinase complex, class IA; plasma membrane; phosphatidylinositol 3-kinase complex, class IB. The record is from RefSeq and is a predicted model, not a curated record. Lineage: Eukaryota; Metazoa; Chordata; Ascidiacea; Stolidobranchia; Styelidae. Gene Ontology annotation, molecular function: 1-phosphatidylinositol-3-kinase activity; 1-phosphatidylinositol-4-phosphate 3-kinase activity. Gene Ontology annotation, biological process: phosphatidylinositol-3-phosphate biosynthetic process; phosphatidylinositol 3-kinase/protein kinase B signal transduction; phosphatidylinositol-mediated signaling.
AUGCUAUUGCAGUAUUCCUACUUAUUUAUAUUUAACAUCCCCGCUCUACCAACAUGGAGUAGAAAUAUCUUCCAUAAUUACUUUUCUAAAAAACAGUAUAAGAACACUUACCAUGGAUAAAAGCAAAAAAGACAGUGAUGCAUGGAGGAAAAAGUCACGUGUUGUUCGGAAAGCUUCGUUUGAAAGAGUGCCAAAAGGAUUUUUCUCUGUAAUUCGAACAUUGACAGUAGAUUUCAACUUACCAAAUGGAAGAGUGAUGACGCUGAAAUGUAUUGGAAAUCACACAGUUGAACAAAUCAAAGAGCAAGCUUUGACCAAGAUGUUCGACACAUACCCGGGCAUGGAAGAUGGUAUCGAAUAUAUUCUAACAUAUAUCUUGGAUGGACACGUGAUAGAAAUCUGCGAUUUGCAACAAACUUUUCAGACCCUACGUGUCGUAUCGAUGUGGUCGAAAUCGGGAAUGAAAGGGUCUCUCAACUUAUCACCUGUUCGACUGGAAACAAGUCAAGAAAGAAUGUUUAACAUAAAGUUGGGGUCAUUAAUGGGAGUAAUUUGGGGGAAUUUCCAAUCAAUUGCAAACGAUGAAUUAUACAUGACAAGAAGGAAACUCACAAACGUAAGGAGACUAGCCAUAUCUGGCAGAAUGUCACUUGAAUAUGCAAUGGAACCAUCGCUAGAGACUUGCACUUUACCUCCCAACAUAAUAUCAAAGCUUGAGGAUGAAAGGUUUAUGAUAUGCAUAUUCGGACCAAAUAAAAACAGUACGAAAGUGGCAGUGAAGUUGGACGAUUAUCCAGCGGCAAUAUUGAAAAGAUUUUUUGCAAGCCUGGCACCAGCUCUACGCACAGCAUUUCAAAUUCCAGAAGAUGCAACGUACUCUGAAUACGUGAUGAAAGUUUGUGGAUUGAACGAUUAUAUUUGGGGAAAUUACAGAAUCAUCGACUUUGUUUAUAUCAGAGAAUGCCUAUCGAGGGACGUUGAGCCAAACCUUGCUCUCUGUCCACCACUCAUGGAAUCAGAGGACGCGAUUCCCGAUGAUCAUGACCCUUGGUAUCUUGUCGACGAAUCAACAGGGGUAACCGAAGAACAUCAGCAACUCACAAUAAUAAAUAAAAAUCACAACGAAAUUGUAGCACUAUCUUUGUGGGACAUGACAAGAAAAUUUCAAAUUAAAAUAUUAGGACUUGAUUAUCUUUCCAUUGAAGACGAGAUUGUGGAAGAACCAGACGAAGUUUAUGUAGAAGCCUGCUUAUAUCAUGGUCAAUUUCAACUUGCUCCACCGAUUAAAACCGAUCCAAUAAAAUUUACGGAAUCUUUGAGGUGGUUUUGCUGGUUGAAAUUUGACAUUCAAAUAAGAAAUAUUCCAAAAGAAGCGAGAAUCAACGUUAAUGUUGUUGGAGUUUAUAAAACCAAAUCAGUAAAAGUAAAAAUCGGAUUAAAACCAACAGACAACGAUGGAGAACAGCACCUUGUACUUAGAUGGUCAAACAUGCAAUUGCUGAACCACAGAUCUGUACUUCUCACUGGAAAUCAAGUAUUUUGCAUGUGGCCGAUGUCACAAAAUGAAGACAUUUCUUUCGAAACUCAUACUGCAACAUCGGCCCCAAAUGAAGGAGGUGGAAAUAAUACAACAGUAACAAAGUUACAUAUUGAGUUGGAAACUUACAUGCACCCUGUUGCAUUUCCUCGUGGUGCACCGAGUUCAAUAACAGCCUCGGAAGAUACGACAGCAGAAAAAGAGCCGGUGCAUGGAUCCCCUGAGUGGGGACAAUUAGAAGAAAUAUUAAAACAAGAUAAAUUGCAUGAUCUGGACAAAAAGAGCAAAGAUUUAUUGUUCAAAUAUAGACUGUAUUGUAGAAAUCGCCCGAAUACACUACCUAAGUUACUUAUAUCAGUCAAUGCAGCAAAUUUGGAAAGCAUGUGUAAGAUGAGAAAUUUGCUGGAAACAUGGCCUGCAAUAUCUGUUGAAGUUGCAUUGGAGUUACUGGAUUCGCAAUUUGUCGAUGAAAAAAUUCGAGCUUUUGCCACAAAUACACUCAAAAAAUUGACGAAUAAAAAGUUGCUUGCUUAUUUAUUACAACUCACACAGGCUUUAAAGUUUGAACCAUACCACGAUAGCGCUCUGGCAAGAUUUCUAUUGACCAGAAGUCUUAAAAGCAAACGAAUCGGACAUUACUUUUUCUGGUUUCUGAGAUCGGAAAUGGAAAAUCCUCAUGUCAGUCAUCGAUACUCAGUCCUUCUUGAAGCAUAUUUACGUGGAUGUGGAAAAGAUAUGAUCAUCAAAUUAUCUGACCAAGCUAAAGCUAUUGGAUGCCUGAAGACUAUUUCUCUUAAUGUUGUUUCCAAGUUGAGACACGGACUUGGGGGCAGCAAAAUGGCCGAAUUGUUACGUGAGGAGUUACGAAAUGUUGGUGAUUUUCCUGACAGCUUCCAGGCUCCUUAUGACCCACGUAUAACUCUCGGUAGACUAAUUGUAGAGAAAUCGAAAGUUAUGGAUUCGAAAAAGAAACCAUUGUGGCUGGAGUUUGAAAAUUUUGACAAAAACGUUAUUCAUGAACAAGAUAAAACUAUAAGAAUAAUGUUCAAGCAAGGGGAUGAUCUUCGACAAGACAUGUUAACGUUACAAAUGCUACAAUUGAUGAAUCAGCUAUGGCAAGAAGAAGGACUAGAUUUGUAUUUGCUUCCAUAUGGUUGUAUCAGCACAGGUUUACUUCAUGGCUUAAUUCAAGUUGUUCCAAAUGCCACAACUGUAGCGUCAAUUCAAAAAGAAUUUGGAGGGUUAAUUAGAGGUUCGUUCAAAGAUGAGGUACUCAAGAAGUGGAUGGAAGACAAAAAUCCAACCCCAUCAAAAAUGCAGGAAGCAGUCAACAUAUUUAUGUUAUCAUGCGCAGGCUAUUGUGUAGCAACCUAUGUUUUGGGUAUUGGCGACAGACAUAAUGACAACAUAAUGGUAACCACAACUGGCAAUCUUUUCCACAUCGAUUUCGGACAUUUUCUCGGGAAUACCAAAAGAUUUUAUGGAAUUCAACGAGAACGUGUCCCGUUUGUGUUGACGCCUGACUUCGUACACGUGAUGGGCACUGAACAAGGAGCCAUGUUUCAAAAGUUUAAGGACUCGUGUGUGCAUGCAUUCCUUAUCAUUCGAAGACAUGCAGCAUUGUUCAUAAACUUAUUUCAUAUGAUGAAAGCGACAGGUAUUCCAGAGCUAACUUCUGUACGAGACAUUCAUUAUUUGAGAAAGGUUCUAAUUCUUUCACAAAGUGAAAAAGAAGCAAGGGAACACUUUCUCAACGAAAUCAGUGGCGUCAUAAAAAAGAGUUGGACUGUUCAAGUUAACUGGUUUAUGCAUUCAAUUAUGCAUUCAGGAAAUUCAUGAAUGGUAUUUUGUUCAAAAAAGCAAAACAUGUUGAAAUUUGGCUAUGCAAAACGUUUGUCGCGACCUUGCAAAGUGUAUUUUAUCAGAUAGAAUGUGAAUGAAAAACGAAAUUACUCCAACUUUGCACUUAAUUGGUGUUUUACAUCAGCUACGUAUAAUUUAAUAUUAUACUUGAAAUGCAAAUUUCAUUGCUGCCGUACAUUUAGGAAUUCCGUUCGACUUGCCCUGUGGUGUUGCUAUGUUCCGUAGUUUUUAGUUCGUUUUUUUUUCAAGUUUGCCAGACAUGUGUUACACACAACGGACCUUCAGUGAAAUAAUGAAAAAAUCCACUUUCUUACGGAUGUUUGACAUAUACUAUAUUUUGUCACAAAAAUGAGUACAGUAUUGAAGUACAUUUGUUUCACAGCGAAUAUAUUUUGGAGAUUGUAUAGUUGAAUUACGAAAUAUAAGACCUACAUACUUGA